Messenger RNA from Clarias gariepinus (North African catfish), 3768 nucleotides. RefSeq lists its product as uncharacterized. The transcript is spliced from 9 exons. Gene Ontology annotation, molecular function: cell-cell adhesion mediator activity. NCBI's taxonomy places the organism in Eukaryota, Metazoa, Chordata, Actinopteri, Siluriformes, Clariidae. Bases 248 to 1414 code for a protein of 388 amino acids. The record is from RefSeq and is a predicted model, not a curated record.
CCCAUAUCCUGCUACACACUGACUCAUAGAUUGUAUGAAUUCCUAUAAGAUUCAGUGAAUUGUGUUUCUUAUCCAGUGGAUUUUCUUUGACUCCAUGAAUAAAUAAAGCCUGUUCUGGACAGAAGACAACAAGGGCUGUGUUUCAAAUCUAUGAUAGAGUUAAACAAGUGGAAGCGGAACGCUCUAAAGUGAUGAGGAACUAAAAUGAAGACAAACUGAUUUCAGAACUUUGGGCUGGAAUGCUAAGAUGUUUGAGGCGACGUUGCCAAGAUGCUUACAGCUCUGCAUCUUCCUGGCCAUCGUGUACAGCAUUAAUGGCAGGGUGGUGGCUCCUCCACGGGUCGAGGGAGUGGUGGAUCAGCCCUUCACACUGAGCUGCACGCUAACCAAGUCCAAAUCAGACCAGGUGAAACAGGUACGCUGGCUGGACAUGAAGAACCAGACGCUCAUCUCGUAUGUGCCGGGUCAGCCGGACAGCGUGAGUGGGCAGUACCAUGUGGAGCUGGGGGAAGGCCCGAAAGAUUCCAGCAAGGUGGUUAUCAAACGCGUGGGCUAUCGCGACGAAGGAUGCUACACCUGCAUCUUUGAUGUUUAUCCCACAGGCUCCAAGGAAGGACACACAUGUCUCAUGGUCACUGCCACAGUGAGUCAAGGAGGAAAUAAGACAGUAGUGAAAGGUAAACAGGCAUCUCUAUCCUGUCUCUACGGCCUGCCUGAGAAGGUGCAGCAGAUUUUGUGGAAAAAAGUGUUAGGACGCAAUAUGUUUCAGGAAGUGGCGUCUUUCGCCAAGCGCAGCGAUCCUGUAAUAGAGGAGAAGUACGCUGACAGGACGAGUCUCACUCACUCGCUGUCAGACUCCCAGCUCACCUUUUAUCCUGUGAAUACAGAGGACGAGGGCUGCUACACCUGCCAGUUCCACACCUAUCCUGAGGGCACCAAGAGCGCCACCUCCUGCCUCACUGUGUUUGUCCUCCCCAAACCUCAGGUGAGCUACAAAACCACAUCUCCUGGUGUAAUAGAGGCAAACUGCACUGCCGCGGCUCGCCCCAAACCGGAGAUCGUGUGGAAUGUGGAGGGGAAUAACAGGACGCUAGGACCGCCGGUGUCCACGAUCACGCAGCAGGACGACGGGACGACGCUAGUCAUCAGCACGCUGACCAUACAGGCCGACCUCCUGAAGGACGUCUCUGUCAAAUGUCUCGUCCACCACAAAGGCCUGGAGUCGGCCAUCGCUGUGUCCAUGAACACCAAGAUUGGAAAAGCUCUGGCCAUCCUGAUCUCGGUGACUGCAGUAGCCUUCCUGCUGAUCAUCUGCAUGUGUGUCUGCCUGUGGAAGUGUGUUUUGCGCAGUAAUGGUCAUAGUAUGAGUCCUGCUGCUCCGCGUGAUGAAGUGACAGUGUUCAGACCAACUUAAUGAAAGAGAACAUUUCACCUGAUAAGUUUGAGAAUAAAGCAUUUCUGACUGAUGGACGAAGAUGAAAGAUGAUGACUUUCAACUUUAGAUCAGAACAUGGAUAAUGCAUUCUCAUGGAGAACUUGGACUAAAUGGACACAGACCUCUGCUUUCCUGUUAUAACCUGCACACAUCUGACAGGUUAAUUACUUGUGUAAAUUAAUUAUUGACAUUGUAGUAAUUAAAAUAAUAUAUAUAAAUAAUAUAUAUACACCUAUAUAAUGAUAAAACAACAUAUCAUGAAGUGUUAGUUCACCAAUACAGUAUAUAUAUAAACACACACACACCCUGGACAGAGUGCCAAUCCAUCACAGGGCACACACACAUUCACACACUACGGUUAAUUUGGGAACGCCAAUUAGCCUAAUCUGCGUGUCUUUGGACUGUGGGAGGAAACAAGAGUACCCGGAGGAAACCCACCAAAUUUAUAAACCCGGACCCUGGAGGUGCAAGACCACAGUGCUAACCACUAUGCCACCCACCACGCCCAUAAACCUUUUUAAGUAAUUCAGAAUUUUAUCAUUAUUUUCUACUUCAUGCUGCAGUUUUAGAACUUUAAUCACCUUCUUCAGUUUUUUGGAGCGUUUUUGUGGUAGCCUCCUCUGAAUUUUCUCUUGGAGUCAUCCCAUAAAAACGCGGAUGUGACGUAACAAACUCCACAAGGAAAUAAUGCAAUAGUAACAAAAUUAAAUUAAAAAAAAUAUGUGUUUAAUAUUUUUACAUCACAUGGGAGAUCCACUUAUCCAGAAUGACUUAUCUCAUUACACAUCUGAGCAGUUGAAGGUUAAAGGCCUUGCACAAGGGCCUAAUGGAGGUGGUUGUGGGGUUUGCACCUGGGACCUUCCAAAAUGUAGUCCAAUUCCUUAACCACAAAUAUCAGCCUCGAGUAACAUUUAGUACUGCUAUUAAAUGUGUUUAAAUUGCAGCAUGACAUAACUGGUAAUGUGGUUACAUUACGACUGUGAAAGUGUCGCUAGACUUAAUCCAGCUCCUCACAUAAUGACGUAAAACAUGGGCUACAUUAAGACUCGUGCACCACAGAGACAUGGCUUUAGGCAAACUCUGCUGUGUAACUUCCACAUAAUUUCAGAAUAAUGUGUAAGUUUGUGGUUAUGUCUAAAGUGUGAGAAAUUACAUGUACAUGCAUUUUAACCCAACACUGAACCACAAUCCGUCUUCUUUGCUGUGGGAAAUAAAGUCCUGUUCUAACAUUCACAGUGACAGGAUGCAGUCCUGAAGGAGGUGUUAAACCAGUUAGUUUCGGUUCUCACUUAAGUCAGCAGCUAUAAACAGUUCCCUCACCAGCAUCUUUUUUUUCUUUUUCCAAAAAUGAAAAUAGAUCUUCUUUCAACUUUAUCUUCAACUUUAUUAAGUUGCAGCUUUAUGUCUGACACUGGAGACUAAUACCUUCCAUCAACCCAUAGUGAUAACUAGGGUUGCUCUCUUCCUUUCUCUUCGGCUACGUUCACAUGAAUCACUGAAUUUUUUGGUGAGAUAGGCUUUUCAUGUCAUGAUGGUUUACAAUUAUAAUUACAAGUGACUUUUAUCUGACUCUAAUGUAGAAACAUCUGUCCUUUAAAAUGGAAUGCAUGUGUUUUCAAACAAUGGAUGCAAUUGUUGCUGAGUUUCUGAUCGCAGGGUUUGGGGUUCGAGCCCCGGUACUGCCAAGUAGUCACUGUUGAGCCCUUGAGCAAGACCCUUAACCCUAUCUGCUCCAGCGGGUUCUGUAUCCUGGCCCAACCUGCACUCUGACCCCAACUUUAUAACUGGGAUAUGCUAAAAUUACAAUUUUACUUUGAGAUUAGCAUCUAAUCUAGGACAAGAUAUGAAAUUGACUUGGGUUCGAUUUGAAAAACAUCAGAUUUGUGCUUUGAGAAAGACCUGUGCCACAAAACUGAAUUGAGUCACUUUAGACUGAUGAUGUGAACGUAGCCUUUCACAUAAUGACUAAAUGAUAUUUAAUAUUUAACACAACUUUUUGACAUUGAAAAAAUCCUCCACGAUAAAAAUAAUACAUUUGAUCAAAUGUAUAUGUAGUGAUUAUGAAUCUGUAGGUACUUUUUAAACAAAGUGGUCCUUAACAAACAUGCAUAUUUUAUCUGUUCAAAUAACAUUUCACCAUCUGAUGAGUUUAGUUGGAGCUUGAAAUGAAGAUGUGUCGGGAAACUGGUCCAGUUUACAGUAUGUACUCCAACUCCUGAGACACAGGACAUUUUCACGUCAAACUGGAUUGAAUCAUUUAUAUGUAUAAGGUUUUUAUCACUGACUGACACACACUGGUAACACACAAGACUAAAAGGUUGAAGGAACUUUGA